CAGCGGAGAUUAGAGGCUGCAGCCUUUCUGAUUGGCUACUGCCUUUUGGCCUUCAGCAUAAAAUUGCAGUGCCAAAUCGUCGUCAUGAUCUAAACCAUGGCCAUCCUCUGGAUCGUUUCCAGCCUUGCAUUCAUCAGCACCGCCUAUGGCUGCGGUGUCCCUGCCACCCCCCCCCGCGUGACUGGCUAUACCCGCAUUGUGAAUGGCGAAGAAGCGGUGCCCCACUCCUGGCCCUGGCAGGUGUCUCUGCAGCAAUCUAACGGCUUCCACUUCUGUGGAGGAUCCCUGAUCAACGAGUACUGGGUGGUGACCGCUGCUCACUGUAACGUCACGACCUACCACCGGGUUAUCGCUGGAGAGCACGACAAGAGCUACUAUUCCAAUGAAGAUGUCCAGGUGCUGAAGCCUGCCCAGGUGUUCAACCACCCCAACUGGAACCCCUCCACCAAAAACAACGAUAUUGCCCUCAUCAAGCUGGCCACCCCCGCCCGCCUGGGCACCAACGUGUCCCCCGUCUGCCUCGCCGAGUCAUCUGACUACUUCGCCCCCGGCUCCACCUGUGUGACCUCCGGCUGGGGUCUGACCCGCUAUAAUGCUCCCAAUACUCCCAAUAACCUGCAGCAGGCCGCUUUGCCUCUGCUCUCCAACAGUGACUGUAAGUUGCACUGGGGUAGCAAAAUCUCUGAUAUCAUGAUCUGCGCUGGAGGAGCUGGAGCUAGCUCCUGCAUGGGUGACUCUGGUGGCCCUCUGGUCUGUGAGAAGGACAACGUCUGGACUCUAGUGGGUAUUGUGUCCUGGGGAAGCUGGCGCUGCUCCACCAGCAUCCCAGGCGUCUACGCUCGCGUCACCGAGCUGAGAGGAUGGGUGGACCAGAUCCUCGCUGCCAACUAAAUGCUGAGAUGCUAGGAUGGAGCCAGUAGGGCAACUUCAGUAAAAAUAAGUGACUCUGUUUGUUUCAUUAGUUAUUUCCAAACAUGACCUGGAAUAAUAUGACUUCAAUACUAUAGUGUUCAAAUGCAAAAAUGUAUUUCAAUAAAAUGUUAACAUUUUAUAUCUGAAA
Messenger RNA from Girardinichthys multiradiatus, 1060 nucleotides. RefSeq names its product chymotrypsin B-like. The coding region runs from base 97 to 891 and encodes 264 amino acids. Gene Ontology annotation, molecular function: serine-type endopeptidase activity. The transcript is spliced from 7 exons. Gene Ontology annotation, biological process: proteolysis. NCBI's taxonomy places the organism in Eukaryota, Metazoa, Chordata, Actinopteri, Cyprinodontiformes, Goodeidae. The record is from RefSeq and is a predicted model, not a curated record.